Molecule: messenger RNA, 724 nt
Organism: Lucilia sericata (common green bottle fly)
Lineage: Eukaryota; Metazoa; Arthropoda; Insecta; Diptera; Calliphoridae
Product: cell wall protein DAN4-like
Exons: 2
Source: RefSeq, a predicted model, not a curated record
UUAAGUGUCUCACCCACAACGACCACAACAAAUACAACAGCAACAGCAUAUACGAAGGCAGCAACAGCAGCAGAUAUAAUUUUAACAACCACAACACCAACAACAACAUCAACAGUAGCUCCGGCCAAGUUUAUUAUAGAUUCCAUUAUACCCUUUUCCAGCACAAGCAACAAAAGCAACAACAUCAUUACAUCACUCAUUAAUUCCACUACAGAAGCCGCAAAUGCCGCCAACACCAACAACAACACAUCCCCCUUCAACCUUAAAACUUCCAUAAAUAAUUUAAAAUCUUCCCCCACAACAACAACAACACCAACAGCAACAUCAUGCUGUCUACACGACGAUUUAGCAGAGGAUACCCAACCGACCAUACCCACCAUGGCGGGUGAUCUAAUACUAACCCAUGAACAGCAUGAAUUUCAUCUUGAAGGCAACAUCGAAGAAUUACCCCCAGUUCUAGUACAGGCCAAGGACAAGCAGAAACUUACAGGCGAAUUUGCUUAUUUCUAUCCCUACGAUGGUUCUGAGCCUUCUCUACUCUUAAUAGUGCAUGAAAAAAACCCCCUAAGUGAAGAAUUAUUGUCUUUACUUGCUAACGCCCAAUGAACGAGAUCACACCAACCAUACUUUACUACAGCAGAUAUAGUUUUAGUUUAAUAAUUAAUAGAAUUAAAUAAAUAAUACAGUAAUAGUAAUAUAAAUGUGACCCAAACCCCUCCCCCCC